Arachis ipaensis is the source of this 1270-nucleotide messenger RNA. Its product is annotated as putative 6-phosphogluconolactonase 4, chloroplastic. Gene Ontology annotation, molecular function: 6-phosphogluconolactonase activity. Gene Ontology annotation, biological process: pentose-phosphate shunt; carbohydrate metabolic process. The record is from RefSeq and is a predicted model, not a curated record. Lineage: Eukaryota; Viridiplantae; Streptophyta; Magnoliopsida; Fabales; Fabaceae.
UUCUCACCAACCCAACCCCACUUCAUGUUCCACCAACUUCUUUUUCACUUAGAUUCUCUUCGACCCCAUUCUUCACUGAGCUUUCUCUCUCUUGGGUUACUCCAAAACACAAAAGUUGGCUUUUUUCACCUCUGAAAUCGUCGAUGGCGGAGACCCAGAAGAGCAAUGUGGUUGUGGAGGUCUUCGAAGAAGAGGAGCUUGCGGUGUCUCUGGCCAAAUACGUCGCUGAGAUCUCCAACAAGUUCACCUCUGAAAGAGGCGCUGUCACCGUUUGCUUGUCCGGUGGCUCUCUCAUCAGUAAUCUCAGGAAAUUGCUGGAACCACCUUAUGUUGAUUCUAUUGAAUGGUCUAAGUGGCAUGUGUUUUGGCUGGAUGAGAGAGUAGUGCCCAAGACUCAUGAAGAUAGUAACUACAAGCUUGCUUAUGAUGGGUUGCUAUCCAAGGUGCCUGUUCCUUCCUGCAAUGUUUAUGCAAUCAACGAUACCCUGUCAGCUGAGGGAGCGGCUGAUGAUUACGAGACACGUCUCAGACAGUUGGUCAAGAACGGUGUAAUAGCUUCAUCACCGGUCACUGGAUUUCCCAAAUUUGAUCUCAUGCUGCUUGGUAUGGGUCCAGAUGGCCAUGUAGCAUCUUUGUUCCCAGGGCAUCCUCUUGUGAAGGAGAAUAAAAGAUGGGUUACUUUCAUCAAGGACUCCCCAAAACCGCCCCCGGAGCGUAUUACUUUCACUUUUCCAGUGAUCAAUUCCUCUGCUUACGCUGCACUUGUGGUGACUGGUGCUGCAGAAUCGGUUGCUGUUCACUCUGCGCUGCGUGGAUCUCAAAAUUCUCCUAAGCUUCCUGUUGCAAUGGUUUCACCUGAAGGGGAGUUGAAAUGGUUCUUAGACAAGGACGCAGCCUCAAAGCUGUAGAUCUUGCAGCCGAGUAGUGCUGAUCGUGCACUUUGAAGUUGAUCAAUGUUUUCACAAUAAUCUAACCGGAAUGAGAUUUCCUGCAGCUGAGUAGUGUUGAUCAUGUACUGUUAAUGUUUUCACAUUAACUUAAGUUGGAUGAGAUGUUUUUCUCUCUUAAUAAUUAUAUAUUUUCCUCUCUUGCAUCCUUUGAGGAAGCAAAUUGCAGAAUGGUGGUGUGAAAAUUUAGUAAAAGUAAUCCAGAAAUAUUUAGUGAUACCAAGAAAAGUACCUCAGAGGAAGCAAUUGAUUCCAAGUGGCUCAUCGGUUCUCCAACAUGUUUGAAUGUCUUCUUGAAAUACAAAUCUUGAUUUUAAACUUUC